This is a messenger RNA of Gadus morhua (Atlantic cod), 2815 nucleotides long. It is a transcript of the gene cysltr1, whose product is annotated as cysteinyl leukotriene receptor 1. Gene Ontology annotation, molecular function: leukotriene receptor activity. Bases 309 to 1367 code for a protein of 352 amino acids. Gene Ontology annotation, biological process: G protein-coupled receptor signaling pathway. The record is from RefSeq and is a predicted model, not a curated record. Gene Ontology annotation, cellular component: plasma membrane. The transcript is spliced from 2 exons. NCBI's taxonomy places the organism in Eukaryota, Metazoa, Chordata, Actinopteri, Gadiformes, Gadidae.
ACCAAAUUUGAUGAACAGCCUAUCAUAAAUAUGCCUAUCCAUUAUUGCCUAUAUGUAUUGACAAUAUAUGUAAAUUUGUAUAAUAUAUGAUAUCCUCGGAGUCGGAAAUGACUUUCAUUUGUUAAGAGAAUGUAGGAGGAUACGUUUUCUGGGAAGACCACAGUGACGAGCUCCAUUCAACUUGAAGCGCGUCCUUCUAGUCAACAGUUGACUCAGGACACGCAUUGCUCGCUGUUCUAAAUGCGCAACUCGCAACUCGUAAUUCGAUACAAAUUAAUCAAGUGUGAAUACGCCUAGGACAACAUUGAAUGAAUAUGGCACUUACAAACAAUUACUCCGGGACUGGACUGGCUGCCUGUCUGUGUGUCAAUCAGACAGAGAACAAGACAGAGUGUCCGUCCAUCGACAACUUCCGGAACCAGGUGUACUCCACCAUGUACUCCAUCAUCACCCUGCUGGGGUUGCUCGGCAACGGCUUCGCCCUUUUGGUGCUGCUGCGCACCUACCAGAAGAAGUCGCCCUUCCAGGUGUACAUGAUGAACCUGGCCGUGUCGGACCUGCUCUGCGUCAGCAUGCUGCCCUUCCGCAUCCACUACUACGCCAACAAGGGCCAAUGGUACCUGGGAGACUUCAUCUGCCGCAUCAGCUCCUACACCUUCUACGUCAACCUGUACUGCAGCAUCCUCUUCAUGGCCGCCAUGUCCGUCUCCCGCUUCCUGGCCAUCGUGUUCCCCGUGCAGAACAUACGGCUGGUGACAGAGUGCCGGGCGCGCCUGGCGUGCAUCUUCAUCUGGGUCUUUGUGUGCGCCAUGUCCUCACCCUUCCUCAUGUCGGGGGAAACCCAGGACCCCUUCACCAACAAGACCAAGUGCUACGAGCCGCCCAGGAACGGGACGAGCACCAAGCUGGUGGUGCUCAACUACCUGUCCCUGGUGGUGGGUUUCCUCAUCCCCUUCCUGAUCAUACUGGUGUGCUCGGCGGGCAUCAUCCGCUCGCUGUGCCUGCGCCGGACGCAUACCCAUAGAGGGUCGAAGGGCAGCCGGGCCAUCCGCAUGAUCGUCAUCGUCCUGGUGACCUUCCUGGUGUGCUUCACGCCCUACCACGUGCAGCGCAGCGUGCACCUCAGCUUCCUGUCCAACGGGUCUUGCGAGAGGCUGAUCUUCAUGCAGAAGUCGGUGGUGGUGACGCUGAGCCUGGCCGCGUCCAACUGCUGCUUCGACCCGCUGCUGUACUUCUUCUCCGGGGAGGGGUUCCGUCGCCGCAUGUCCACCAUGCGCACGUCGGGGCGGAGGUCCAUCCAGCUCAAGCAGGGCAAGGCAGGUGAGCCUCUGGCCGGAGACCUGAACAUCAGGUCGGCGGCGGAGUAGUUGGGAUUGAUUUGAAGCGAGGACCUCAUUUAGGAAGGGUGAGUAAAUAUGAGAUAAGUGGAGUGCAUCGAUAGGGUGUUUUAAGGGGGCCACUGUGAGUCGGGUUGGCUAAAGGUAUUAAGGCAUGAUACAGAAGUAGUUAGUAAAGUAAAUAAUGAAGUAGCUAUACAGGGAGAUACAGUGAAAUAAAGUACUGUUUUGGUUUUGGAAACGGACAGCACAGCACGGAAAUAUGUAUGAAUUUUAAGAAAAAAGUAUGGAUAUAAUGAAGUGGCUGAAACCUGAAAUACAUUGUAACAAGCCAAAAUGUAUGAAUGUCUACGAGUAAUAAGCUAUUAUAUGGUCUGUUUCAUAUCAUUGUCUAUAUAUGAACUUUCGAUCCAGAAAUUGUUGUUUUUGUUUUGGUGCAGCAGGCAUGUUGUCACGGAAAUAUGUAAGAAUUUAAAGUAAAUUGAACAUUUCCUCAGUAUGGAUAUAAUCAAGUGGCCUUCAAAUGAAGAUCAAACAUGUAUUGUACUGACAUUAUUGCUAGAUCUGUAAUUAAUUUAUCCAUUAAGUAAUUCAAUUUUACUGAACAUUAUUGCUACUGUAGAAAACAUAUGGCGGACGGAUAUCCGAGUCUAAUGCAAUUAUGGUUUCAACCCAUGGAUUGAAUUCCUCAUCAGGGAACCUAUCCUAUACUUUGAGAGGUUGGAAUCACAAUAUAUACUCUUUGAUGUUCUUGUAUUCUGAAAUGGCUGGUACCCCAACUGUGGUAAAAAAAGAGCAGCAGCCAAGAUUUUGAGCAUUAUUUGUUAGAAAUGGCACAGCCAUCCGUCUAGUGAGUUCAAUAUGCUGUGCGCUGUGCUUACUUUCUGACCAAUAAGGGCAUCCCUUCCGCAAUUGGGUCAGGGGAUCAAUAUUGCCUGUCAAUCAAAUUCUCAGUGCAUGGAAUCAACCACUUCUCAAUGGCAAAGAAAUAGACGGAUGGAGGGAGUUUGAUUUCCAUAUCUUGCUCCCUUAUGCUUUUUUCUGCUACCUUGCUCUCACAACUCUCAACACCUACAUCCUUUUAAAGGGGCAACUAUAAAAACUUUCUAGUUUGACUGAUUACUGUUUGUGAGCAGCAGAGGGAGCACACAGUGCAUGGUUUCUUUCUGUAUGAUUGUCAUUCUCCUUGCAUGUGUCUCAGUGCUGCUAGAUCCUAGUUGGAACACAAGAGGCCAUUUGAUAAAGACCUCUAUACUCUGACUGCUAUACUUGAAUAUUAUCAUGCUUAGCCUUGGCAUAAAUGCAUUGUGUAUGGAGGUCCAACUAGUGUUAUGUGUACUUAAAGUGUCUGGUUGUUGUAUGCAGAAGUUGACAAGCGUUCAUCAAGUAUUGUUUCAUUUCCUGUCAUUCCAUGUUGUUCAUGUUUAACUUUGAAUGUGAGAAAUAAAAUUUCAUUUUAUAUGUGAAUGACCUUUAAA